UCAAACCAAAGCCUGCCCUUUAAUCUCUCUUUCACGAGCUUGAUCUUGUGUUUCAUCUUCAACCUCAUCAUCAAAUUUUGGUUUCCCUCAAAUGGACGGCACAAUGAGUUAUCGGCCGAGGAUCAUGGUGACCAACGAUGAUGGAAUCGAUGCGCCUGGUUUACGAGCUUUAGUCCACGUCUUGGUCUCAACUGGUCGUUACGAGGUUCAGGUCUGCGCUCCUGAUUCGGAAAAAUCUGCUGUAAGUCAUAGCAUUACUUGGCGUCGUGCUCUUUCUGUUAGCAGAGUUGAAAUUGAAGGAGCAACAGCUUACGCAGUUUCUGGAACACCAGCAGAUUGUGCUUCUUUGGGAAUCUCCAAAGUCCUCUUUCCUGCAGUUCCUGAUCUGGUUAUCAGUGGCAUCAAUAUGGGUAGCAACUGUGGAUAUCACAUUGUCUAUUCAGGGACAGUGGCUGGUGCUCGAGAGGCCUUCUUUUAUGGUGUACCUUCUAUUUCUGUGUCAUAUGAUUGGGUUAGAGGCUUUAGCAGCAUUCAUGACUUCAAACUAGGCGCUGAGGCUUGCUUGCCCAUCAUAAAUGCAAUACUGACUGAGCUGAAAAAUAAAACGUAUCCUGAAAGAUGCUUUUUGAAUGUGGAUUUGCCGACAACCAUUGCAAGUCAUAAGGGAUAUAGGGUGACUAAACAGGGGAAGAGUAUUAUCAAAAUGGGAUGGAAGCAGGUUACUUCUGAGACACAAGGAGGAAAUAUAUUAUCAACAAUGACUAUGGAGACUGACACACCAGCAGCUACCGAGAUGGAGGCAGACUCACCAGCUUCAGAAGAACAACUUUUAUUCAAGAAAGAAGUGUUAGGUCCACAACUUGAAGUGGAGGAUAGUCAGGAUACAGACUUCGAAUAUCUUAAAGAAGGAUAUAUAACAAUAACUCCUAUUGGUGCCCUCUCUCAUGCUGAGAUGGAUUGUCAGGCCUAUUUCAAAGAUUGGUUGCCACGUGCAGUUGAAUGCCCAUCUUCAUCAGCCUUAUAAUGUCGAUCUCCAUGCAUGUGUUCUUCCAAGUUCAGACAUUGCUAAAGACAUUCUUUGGGUGUCCCGUCUAUACUAUAUCAUUAUUCCCAGCCUUGUUUCAGUCUUCUAUCAAGAGAGUCUGCUUUUGUGGAGAACAAUGAAGUGACACAUAUGGCAUACUUAUAAGAAUUACUAUUAGAGUGACUUUUACUGUCGAUUGUAACAAACUGACCAUUUUUUGAAGAUAAAAUAAAUCUUUAAGAUAUAUUUUCAGUGAUCAA
Messenger RNA from Telopea speciosissima, 1284 nucleotides. Its product is annotated as 5'-nucleotidase SurE-like. The coding region runs from base 92 to 1024 and encodes 310 amino acids. Gene Ontology annotation, molecular function: nucleotidase activity. The record is from RefSeq and is a predicted model, not a curated record. Gene Ontology annotation, cellular component: cytosol. The transcript has 10 exons. Lineage: Eukaryota; Viridiplantae; Streptophyta; Magnoliopsida; Proteales; Proteaceae.